CCAAAACCAUGACCACCCUCUCUCCUCCUCCUCCGAGUUUCAAUCCUCUAAAACUCGCUCCCAAAUCCCUCAUUCCACCCAAACCGGCCUCCGCCUCCGAACCCGACCCGUCCGUUACAGAAACCCCAACCCCAGGUCCAAACCCGACCCAAUCCCCCACCACCCUCCUCCACCUCGCUUUCAACCAAGACCACACCUGCUUCUCCGCCGCCACCGACUCCGGCUUCCGCGUCUACACCUGCGACCGAUGCCUCCUCGUUGGAUCCAACGGCGCUGGCAAAACCAUGAUCCUCAGGAUUCUCGGAGGCAAGCACAUGGUCGACCCCAGCAUGGUCCGGGUUCUGGGUCGCUCGGCUUUCCACGACACCGCUCUCACUGGCUUCGGCGACCUGUCGUACCUAGGCGGAGAGCGGCGGCGUGACGUGGCGUUUGCUGGUUUCGACAUUCCGAUACAGAUGGAUGUUUCGGCUGAUAAAUUGAUCAACGGGGUAGCUGGGAUUGACCCACAAAGGAGAGCUGAGCUGAUCAAGGUGCUUCUGCUUGAUGAGAUCACGGUGGACCUUGAUGUGCUAGCGAGGGCGGACCUGCUCCAGUUCUUGAGGAAGGAAUGUGAGGAGCGAGGUGCUAUGAUCGUUUCUCAAGCCCCAAAUUGGAGAGAGAGAGUCUGAGACUCGGAUCGGAGGGGGAGAGAGAGAGAGAGAGAAGGGUAGUUUUGGAAGAUAAAUAUAGUGAAUGAUAAGAAAUAUUAAAAAAAGGUGAAGGGUGUGUAGAAUGUAAAA
Molecule: messenger RNA, 779 nt
Organism: Rosa rugosa (rugosa rose)
Lineage: Eukaryota; Viridiplantae; Streptophyta; Magnoliopsida; Rosales; Rosaceae
Product: ABC transporter I family member 20-like
Exons: 2
Coding region: 9-668 (219 amino acids)
Source: RefSeq, a predicted model, not a curated record